GAAAUAUCACAGGGAGGAGGGAGGUUAAAAUCAGAGUGGGGAAAAGAUGCAUAAUCAAGACUGAGCUAAAAGCAGACCACGGGAAAAAGAAUCCUCAAAGGACAAUCACUGCACUCUGGUCAAUCAGUUCCAGCAUGUUUCUCUUUUAUUACAGCUUCUCAUGAGUCAUGGAUGCAGCAGCACUAAGACUAAGAUCAGACAUUCUGUAUCACAACAACAGCCCUCCCCCCUCCCUCUCUCGUUCUCCUCACCCCGUGGUCUUAGCACUUGUAGGGCAGGAGUGAGCAGGCUGAUUACAAAGUACCUGAUUGGUGUCCUGGGUCCAAGGAGAUCCAAAGAAAGGAGUGGGGGUGUGCACAGAGCAGCAGCAACAAGAGCCUUGCAAGCACUGCGCACAAAAAGCCACUGGACUGUGUGUGUGUGUCACUUAAAAGCUACAGAGUGAGCAGUGUCCCUGGGGGGAUCUGAGCUGUGUGAGAGAAAACGCUUCAGGUGCAAGAGGGACGCUUUUGGACCAUAAUUAUCACAUCAUUUGGGCUUGUGAAGAGACUGGAGCAAUGUUUUAAAGAGUUCUGAACAACCGAGUUUACCUGUUGGCUGGAAAGAGGAAGGACAUAUCCUACGUAAUCUUUACAAAAUAAAAGCUGAAUAUUUAAUAUCACUCAAAGACAUCAGGGUCUGAAAGACUGGAGCUAUCCUUCUGAAGGAGGGGGUAACAUUCACCAAAGCCAACUCAGGUCGCAAUGAAAAGAUCCCCACCAUAAAAAUAAAAAAACUUCCUUUGAGCAGUGACAUACAGAGCAGGAGGGUGAUAGAUGCAAGUUGAGUUCUGAGGAAGAAGUGGAAAACUCUGGCUGAAGCUUUUCUUGGACAUGAGAAAUGGUUAAACUCAAACGGAGACGAGCAUUAGAGCUGUUAUCCACUCCGGAAUAUGAGUGUGUCUCCGGAGUGAAAAGCCUUUCCCAUAGGAGUGAUCUACAACUUUGAGAGGAAUCUGUCACCGUUUUCUGCUAGUGCCGUCAGGAACCCAGAGUUCUCACUUUAAGGAUUAUUCAUCCGCUCAGCAGGGGAGCGUACUGCUGGAAAUGCCAGAGGCAAGUUCAUUCGACCUUUACUUUGGAUCCAUCAAUAACACAUCAGCACUGAACCAUCACAAGGCUCAGCACUAAGUCCAAGAUGGCCACUUCUAUGCAUCCCCUCGUGAUAGGUUUCUCACUGGCUGUUCUCCUGGGUCUGACCCGUCUAGGUGGACUGAACUCUCAGCCAUCAGGUCAGGCUUCAGCCCAGGUCUCUACCAACAACGACACGACACAGGCCUCGAUGCUACCUGAAGCAGCUUUGGUGACGCCCACACCAGACACGAAGGACCAAACAGUUCCAACUGGCACUAACAGAUGCUGGGGUUACUAUGAUGUCAUGGGCCAAUGGGACCCGCCAUUCAACUGUAACGCAGGAAUCUACAUGUUCUGUUGUGGUUCCUGCUACUACCGCUUCUGCUGCCAGUUCAAAGUUCACAGUUUGGACCAGACCUCUUGUUCCAACUAUGAUACGCCUGUGUGGGCCAACACCAGGCGACCAGUGGCACCUGUCACAGAGGUCCACCAGGAACCAGACCGGGACCAAACCCACAUGAUUGUGUAUAUUAUCUGUGGAGUGGUGGCCAUCAUGGUGCUGGUCGGGAUUUUCACCAAGCUCGGGCUGGAGAAGAGUCAGGGAGUACAGACGGACAUGACCAACUCCAGGACUCUGACGGAGCUUCUGAAGCAGCCAGGAGAGGCAGGAGUGGUGGAUGGAGCCGGGGUUCAUCAUCCCAUAGGAACCAACGGCAUCUCGGCCAGGGCACUACGCGCCAACAACAGUCACAACCAUUUGAACAAUGCCACUUUGUCUCCCCUGGGUCCAGCCAUGGCUUUGUCUCACCCUCAUAACAACCUGGGAAUCGGCUUCAACAAGUACACCACGCUUAAGGCUGUGGACACAACUCCAAGAGACUACUACAAGAGCUACCCGAUGGUAGAUUACACCCAUCGCCAAUCGCCUCCCACUUUCCAGCCAAUCAACUUCCACCCCAAGGACAAGCCCUUUCUUCCGCCGCCCGAUAUCCAUGCACCACUGGCCAUCACCAUCAACGCCCCCCAGAUGCCCAAGCCUAAGAUCUCCAAGACCAACACCCACCCACUCACCUCCAGCUCAGCCUUCAAAGCAUGGGACCCCAGUAAGAGCCAUGUCCAGCACCCUGCAGUCUCCCACAUGGGCCUCCAGGGGCAGCAGCUCCACCCCAUCCAGCAGCAGCAGCAUCAGCCGCUGCACCAGCAGAACAGCCGGCGCCAGGCCUACUCCAACAAGAGGCAGUUCAGCAUCGAGACGCUGCCCGAGCUCUUCUCACAGCCGCUGGGCUACGGCCACUCACCACACAUGCACCCAAAGCACAAGGGACUGCACACCAACAGCAAGACAGAGGUCACAGUCUGAACAUGGGGGUGAACAGACAGAAGAAGAGACAAAAGAACAAGUGGAGGUGUAAGAGAAACACUCAUAUCUUUUAUAUCCACAGCCAUGUGGGUGAGAGACAAAUAUCUGGAAUUUUCAGCAUUUUCUUCAUCAUUGUUGACAAUAAUAAUGUGCGUGAUGUUCAUAUAAUUUGAAGCUCAAUGGAUCAACGCAGCAGUAGGACAGGCUGUGAAGGUGGUGGGCUGGCAGGUGGCGGCUGUGACUUUUUGAACCAGGCUACUCUUCUAAAUAAUUGAGUGGCCUCUAGGUUUGCUGGCACAGCUCUCUCCUCUUCCUCUCAACCCCUUGCACCUCUGUGACACUCUGCACUGCUUCGUAGCACCACUCCACCACACACAAAGGUUCUGAUCCCACAUAAAAGACACAAUUCCCUCCACAAAUGAGCCCAGAUUCUGAGACUGUCAGGGCAGCUGGUAGGGGAGUGUUUCACCUUAGACUUUGGUUUCUCAUCAGCACAGACAGUGCCAAUGUGUUAGCUCUCGUUGCCGUCCAACCCUCUGGAGAUGUCAGCCUGGCAAUUCAUAUCAGGCAGGAGGGUGGGGUGAGCUGGGAGGGGCAAGAUUAUUCAUCUCGUUCCAGGUUCAAAUGAGUCGAGAAGGAUCUGAAGUAUUUGCACACAUUCAUGCACAAUACACACGUGUCAAAAACUACAGAAUGUUCCUGGCAGUAUCAGAGACCCCCACCCCCCGACACACACACACACACACACACACACACACACAAAUCGCCAGAAACUGGAGAGAUGAAUAAGCAGCAGCCUUGGUGAUGUUUCUGAGGGUAUGUUGAGCAGUUAAUUCCAGUGACUGUCUUUUGAGUGGCUGGAGAUGUUUACCUCUAAAGAAACCCCAGGAUGUGUCUAAGGAAGGGCAAAAGACUCCACGUGUCUACAAAGGUCACAGCAAAGUCACCGCGUUCUCUCGUCCUCUCAGCUCCACACCAUUUAUCCAGUGAGACUGUGUGUGUCACAGGAAUAUCAGCCACUGGUGCAUGUUGGAGAAAUCAAACUCAGCAUCACACACAACCUGUAGGAGGCUCUUGCUGCUCUCCCUAAUAGACGUUGCUGUACAGGAGUCCUUUGUUGGUCUUUGGUUCUUGUUACCAUGCUAACUCUGAGAGAUGAGACAGUCCAAGUAACUUCA
This is a messenger RNA of Monopterus albus (swamp eel), 3650 nucleotides long. RefSeq names its product protein shisa-9. The record is from RefSeq and is a predicted model, not a curated record. Gene Ontology annotation, biological process: regulation of short-term neuronal synaptic plasticity; regulation of AMPA receptor activity. Gene Ontology annotation, cellular component: postsynaptic membrane; postsynaptic density; AMPA glutamate receptor complex. The coding region runs from base 1177 to 2472 and encodes 431 amino acids. NCBI's taxonomy places the organism in Eukaryota, Metazoa, Chordata, Actinopteri, Synbranchiformes, Synbranchidae. The transcript has 5 exons.